Messenger RNA from Neoarius graeffei (lesser salmon catfish), 5271 nucleotides. RefSeq names its product voltage-dependent P/Q-type calcium channel subunit alpha-1A-like. Gene Ontology annotation, molecular function: high voltage-gated calcium channel activity. The transcript has 29 exons. The annotation marks the transcript as partial. Gene Ontology annotation, biological process: chemical synaptic transmission; calcium ion import across plasma membrane. NCBI's taxonomy places the organism in Eukaryota, Metazoa, Chordata, Actinopteri, Siluriformes, Ariidae. The record is from RefSeq and is a predicted model, not a curated record. Gene Ontology annotation, cellular component: neuronal cell body; membrane; voltage-gated calcium channel complex.
UAAGGAGCAGCAGAAGAACCAUAAAGGUUCUAAGUCGGUGUGGGAGCAGCGCACCAGUGAGCUCCGGCGGCAGACACUGAUGACCAGCAGGGAGGCACUGUACAAUGAGCUGGACCCUGAGGACCGCUGGAAGGUAUCAUACUCCCGCCACAUCCGACCUGAUAUGAAGACUCACCUGGACCGGCCACUUGUGGUGGAUCCUCAAGAAAACCGAAACAACAACACUAACAAGAACCGGCCAGGAGAGGAGCUACUACACAAACAGCCACCAUUCUAUCCUACAGUAGGAGGUGGGGGAAGAGGCGGAGGAUCUGCUCCAGCCCGGACUCUGGAGAGAGGACAAUCCACAGAGUCUCACCAAGGCCGCAGGAAAGCUGAGAACCAUCCUAGCACAGAGGGCACUGAGGUGGGCAUGAGGGAUCCACACCAGAAAAGAGAACAUCGUGGGCAAAGAACUGGACGCUCUCGCCAACACCGUAAGGCUCUAGAUGAAGAAGCUGAGAGUGGUGGAGGAAGCAGGAGGCACCGAAACAAGGGCACAGAGGUAUUGGUGGAAACCGAGCAAGUAGAUGGAGCCGAGCGGAGACAGAGGUGUCACCGACAUGGAGAAAAAGAUGGGCGGAGGGAAAGAGGAGAGCAGAGCAGACACCGCAGGAAGGAGGGCCCUACUCUCUCCACCACUCGUCCCAUUCAGAAGACUCUGUCUAGGCAGGACAGCCAGUAUAGUGAGGAUCUGGACAAUGUGAUGAACAGUAAGCUUGCUACCCAGCCACUGGUUCCUUCAGAUCCCCGCGGGCCAAGCAGCCGCUCCACCCCACAUGCCAGCCUCCUCAGCCUGGUCAGCAGCACCCAGGGUUCCCGCCUCGCUCCCACGGCCACAGAGAGGAGUUUUAUUCUCACCAACCCCGCCUCCACCACCAUUAACCUUGUUCAUCGGGACACCAAGCCAGAUUACAUGGCCAUAGACAUGUCACCCAUGUUCCCUUCUGCCAACGCCAUUCUGCAGGUCAAUAAGAAUGCAAACACAGAGCCGCUGCCCAAGAAGGAGGAUACAAAAGGUGAUGAUGAGGAUGAUGAUAACAAAGAUGAUGGAGGGCCUAAACCUAUGCCCCCUUACAGCUCUAUGUUCAUCCUGUCCACGACUAACCCGUUUCGCAGGUUGUGUCACUAUAUCGUGACUCUGAGGUACUUUGAGAUGUGCAUUCUGCUGGUCAUUGCUAUGAGCAGUAUUGCUCUUGCUGCCGAAGACCCUGUAUGGCCCGACUCCCCCCGGAACAACGUUCUGCGUUAUUUUGACUACGUCUUCACAGGUGUGUUCACCUUUGAGAUGCUUAUAAAGAUGGUGGAUCUCGGUUUGGUACUCCACCAGGGUUCAUAUUUCCGUGACCUAUGGAACAUUUUGGACUUUAUUGUGGUCAGUGGUGCCCUGGUAGCCUUUGCCUUCACAGGAAGCAGUAAGGGGAAGGACAUCAGCACCAUCAAGUCCCUGCGUGUGUUAAGAGUCUUAAGGCCACUAAAAACCAUCAAGCGCCUGCCCAAACUUAAGGCUGUGUUCGACUGCGUGGUGAACUCUCUGAAAAACGUCCUGAACAUCCUUAUCGUCUACAUGCUCUUCAUGUUCAUCUUUGCUGUCGUGGCUGUGCAGCUUUUCAAGGGAAAAUUCUUCUACUGCACUGAUGAGUCCAAAGAAUUUGAACGCGACUGCAGGGGUGAAUACCUGGUGUAUGAGCGAGAUAAUGAAGUGAAGGCCCAGAAACGAGAAUGGAAGAAAUAUGAUUUCCACUAUGACAACGUGCUUUGGGCUUUGCUAACACUCUUCACUGUUUCCACGGGAGAAGGCUGGCCACAGGUUCUGAAACACUCUGUCGAUGCAACUUAUGAGAACCAAGGUCCGAGUCCUGGCUACCGCAUGGAGACGUCCAUCUUUUACGUGGUUUACUUUGUGGUCUUCCCCUUCUUUUUUGUCAACAUCUUUGUUGCUCUGAUCAUCAUUACCUUCCAAGAACAAGGGGACAAGAUGAUGGAGGACUACAGCUUGGAGAAGAAUGAGAGAGCCUGUAUUGACUUCGCCAUCAAUGCCAAGCCUCUGACUCGCCACAUGCCACAGAACAAGCAAACGUUCCAGUACCGAAUGUGGGAGUUUGUGGUGUCGCCACCGUUUGAGUACACCAUCAUGGCUAUGAUCGCCCUCAACACCAUCGUGCUCAUGAUGAAGUAUGACGGAGCUACAGAUGUCUAUGAGAAAAUGUUAGCCAACCUGAACAUUGUCUUCACAUCAUUGUUCUCUUUAGAGUGUGUGUUAAAGAUCAUCGCCUUUGGUGCACUGAAUUAUUUUAAAGAUGCCUGGAACAUCUUUGACUGUGUGACGGUCCUCGGCAGCAUCACUGAUAUUUUAGUCACAGAAUUGGGGAAUAACUUCAUCAAUCUGAGUUUUCUGAGACUCUUCAGGGCUGCCCGUCUUAUUAAGCUCCUCAGGCAGGGUGAAACUAUUCGCAUCCUACUCUGGACUUUUGUUCAGUCUUUUAAGGCCUUGCCAUAUGUGUGCCUACUCAUUGCUAUGCUGUUCUUCAUCUAUGCCAUCAUUGGCAUGCAGCUGUUUGGGAACAUUGCAAUUGAGAAGGACGGAGACAGCUCCAUCAACCAGCAUAACAACUUCAGGACUUUUUUCCAGGCUCUUAUUCUGCUUUUCAGGAGUGCAACAGGAGAGGCGUGGCAUGAUAUCAUGCUGUCAUGUUUGGGAGAGAAGGAGUGUGAUCUCCUCUUUGGGAACAUGGAGCCAGAGUGUGGAAGCGAGUUUGCAUACCUUUACUUUGUCUCCUUCAUCUUCCUCUGUUCCUUCCUGAUGUUGAAUCUCUUUGUGGCUGUUAUAAUGGAUAAUUUUGAGUACCUGACAAGAGAUUCCUCAAUUCUGGGACCUCAUCACCUGGAUGAGUAUGUGAGGAUCUGGGCAGAAUACGACCCUGCAGCCUGCGGGCGCAUUCAUUAUAAGGAUAUGUACAGUUUAUUACGAGUUAUCGACCCCCCACUGGGCUUAGGAAAGAAAUGCCCUCAUAGGGUGGCCUGCAAGAGACUGCUGCGAAUGGAUUUGCCAGUUGCAGAUGACAACACAGUGCACUUCAACUCCACCCUCAUGGCCUUAAUUCGCACUGCUCUGGACAUCAAGAUCGCCAAGGGUGGGGAAGGGGGUGUUGAUAAGCACCAAAUGGAUGCUGAGCUUAGAAAAGAGAUGAUGGCAAUUUGGCCCAAUCUCUCACAGAAGACUCUGGACCUGCUGGUCACACCUCACAAGGCAGCGACAGACCUGACUGUGGGGAAAAUUUAUGCAGCCAUGAUGAUUAUGGAGUAUUAUAGACAGAGCAAAGCCAAGCGCACUCAGGCUCUCCGAGAUGAACAGAAUCGAACGCCAUUAAUGUUUCAGCGCCUGGAGCCACCAUCAUCGACGCAGAAUGCUGGUCAGGGACUCAAUGGCCUUUCUGAACCACAACCAGAUCCUAACAUCCUGGCCGUGGACGGGGGCAUCCCGGAGAGCCAGUCAUGGGUCACGGCCAGAGCUCAGGAGAUGUCUCAGAAAGCAGGCAGCUGGAGCCCAGAAGGCCAGCCAACCGAGGACAUGACUGAGAACCGGUCCCCAUCACAGACGGUAGAGAUGAGAGAGAUGGGGCGGGACGGGUUCUCGGACACGGAGCCCUUCCUGCCAAUGGAAGGCCACAGCAGGGCUGCUUCCAUGCCUCGACUCCCAGCAGACAACCAAACUAUAACAGACAACAGCCCUAUGAAGCGGUCAGCAUCAUCACUUGGCCAUGGCCGUUUGGGGCGGAUGCCACGGGCUGAUGAUUAUGCCAUGGAUCGAGUCAUGCAAGAUGAAGGACCAAGGCAUGGACACCGUCGCAGAGAUCGCAGCCACCGAGCCUCUGAGAGAUCACUCAGCCGCUACACUGAUGCCGACACAGGUCUUGGCACGGAUUUGAGUACCACCACACAGUCGGGUGACAUGCAACCCAAAGAGAAAGAGCGUGAACGUGGCCGUGCCAAAGAGCGGCGCCACCACCACCACCACCAUCACCACCACCAUCACAGCUCAGUGGAGAAAGAGCGUUACACACCUGAGAGAGAGCGAGGAGACUAUGGACACCGGCAGCGCCGCUGGUCCCGGUCACCCAGUGAGGGCCGAGAGUGCCUCACUCACCGACAGGGCAGUAGUUCGGUGAGCGGCAGUCCCGUGCCCUCAACAUCUGGAACAAGCACGCCUCGGCGAGGUCGACGCCAACUGCCCCAGACACCCGCCACCCCACGUCCGCAUGUCACCUACUCACCUGUUGUCCGUAAACCAGUUGGUACACCAUCUUCGGGUCCACAGAGCCGCCUAUCUACCCCAACCCAGAGGCGUUUCUCUCCGCCUGUGCCUGAACCACCUCUACCCCCGCAUCACGGCUCUGGCCGCCGUGCCCGAUGGUGCCCAGGCUCAUCUGAAAGUGCACCAGGCGAUGACUUUUAUGAUUUUGAACAGUGCGAACCACCCGCAUAUGAACCGAACCCAGGACAGGGCAACCCGCACCCAUAUAACCCACCACCACACCCUCAUUCACCUAGGACUGCUCGCCCCCCUGGUGCUCGUCGCAUGCCUAACGGGUACCGUUCCUCCUCACCCUCGCCACAGCGACAUGCACCCCCUCACAGUGCACCUCACAAGCCUCCACAUCCCAGAGGGCCCAGGAAAGGGCUGCAUGAACCCUAUAGUGAGACAGAUGAGGAUGACUGGUGCUAACCUCUGGGAGAGGGGAGGGAGGGAGCAAGGACAUAAGAAAGGAAGAGAUCACACUGGCAGUUGCCGGAAUGAGACAUGAUCAGAGACUAGAUGUUCUGACAUGGGAAGCAGUUUUACCUUGGAUUCUGGAAGCCUCAGAGAAAAUGGAGGAGCUAAGGAAAUAAGGGUAGACUGAAUUUUUUUUUGGUAACAUCACAGAAAUGAGACAUCACUAGAGGCAGGAGAGAGACAGAUCCCUGAGUCUCCCUGACCUAGGGCUAACACCAGGAGGUAUGUUGGUGCUAGGCUUUGGGGAGAAAUGAGAGAGGUGGAGAGGAUCAAAUAUUAGGAUUAGGGAACAUGCCAGCAGUUACUGGAAUAGGACCCAGCUGCAGGCAAUAGUCUCUUGUAGGAAAGGCAGUGAUACCCCUAAGUGUGCAUGUUCCAGAGAAAGCACAGCAGAUGUGUGCUGGGAGGCUCAGGGGAAAAUUGAGGCAUGCUCCCCUUUUCAUUAUGUUCCUUUUUUC